This is a messenger RNA of Macrobrachium nipponense, 5709 nucleotides long. Its product is annotated as protein bric-a-brac 1-like. Gene Ontology annotation, biological process: regulation of transcription by RNA polymerase II. The record is from RefSeq and is a predicted model, not a curated record. Gene Ontology annotation, molecular function: DNA binding; protein binding. Lineage: Eukaryota; Metazoa; Arthropoda; Malacostraca; Decapoda; Palaemonidae. The transcript is spliced from 5 exons. Bases 299 to 2272 code for a protein of 657 amino acids. Gene Ontology annotation, cellular component: nucleus.
GUACGUGCCCGAAAGCUCUUUCAUUCCUAUGUGGGACUCGCAACCCAUGAGACCAGCAUUACCACCUUAGCACCCAAAGAGAUUAACACUGCAGAGGACGAGGAAACAAACAUUCGUGAUCAUUUAACAGUGUUCGGUGACAUAAACGGCCUCUCGAUUCUGUUGUUAUCAAAGUGCUCGCUAGAACGAACUGAACAGGUGCCGACGCAGAUAGUGCUCGCCGCUGGUUUUACGGUAAUUCGAUUUCUGCAGAGUGACAGUUGUAACGUAGGAAGGUGUGCAUUAUUUAUCGAAGCUAAUGCUUGGCGAGGAUUACCAUAGGCUCUCUUCUUCUCCAGACUUAAUCAAAGAGAAAAACUGGUAUAAUUGGCUACUGACUACACAGGACUUGGCCAAAUAUAUACAUCCGUCCCAUCUACACGAGGACAAUAUGAAACUCGUCGAGGGAGGGCACGGCACAAUGGGGAGCAGUUCGCAGUAUUGCCUGCGAUGGAACAACCAUCGGAACAACCUGCUGGCGGCUUUCGAUCAACUUCUGCAUCACGAGGCUUUCACAGACGUCACUCUGGCCUGCGAGGAUGGCAGGACGCUUCACGCCCACAGGCUGGUCCUGGCCGCCUGCUCGUCGUACUUUCAGGCGCUAUUCUUCAACGCCCACACGUCCAACCAUCCCAUCGUGGUCCUGAAGGACGUGAGAGCUUGUGCCAUGAGGGCGCUGCUCGAGUACAUGUACAGAGGAGAAGUCAACGUCGAGCACGACGCUCUCCAAGAGCUUUUGAAAGUGGCCGAGAGCUUGAAGGUCAAAGGGUUAGUGGAGGAACUGGGCAACGAUGCCCCAUUGCGACGACCACCCUCGCCGCCAGAAAUCUCCCGCCCACCUCCGCCACCUGCAGUGGACAGUCGCAGCCACCCUGAGCUGAUUCGACCAAAGCAAGAACCCCCUACUUCAGUCGCUCCACCCCCGUCAGCCUCUUCGCAUGAGCCUCCGCGUUCAACCUCUCCACAGCCUCUGUACCCGACGAUCCAGCCACCAGUUCUUCCCCCACACAGAGAACACUCCCAACACCGACCUGAGCAUCGCCCAGAGCACCGAGAACACAGAGGAGAUCACAGAGACCUGAGUCGUGAACUAGUAGACCCACGCGACAGUCGUGACAUGAGAGACAUCAGGGAGCAUCUAAGAGACCACUCACGAGACCUCAGAGAAGGACACGAGCCUCGAGACAGCCAUACCCCAGGAAGCCUAGACUCAGAGACCCGACAACCUCUCUCCUUAGUCCCACCGGUUCCUCACAUGCCUCCCCCUUGCCCAGACUCACCACCUCUUAAACGUAAGAGACCCAUCAUGCCUGAACCCAUUCUGUCGCCAACACCCAUUCUGCGAACCGCCCUUGGGCACACGCAUGGCUUCCCUGGACCAGACAUGAGUUCGCUCGUCUCUUUGGCAUCUUCCAUGAUGCCCUUGCCGGGACUCCUCAGCUCACAUGUUCCACACCUUCUGCCACAUGAACAUAGAGAUCACCUCGAGAAUCCUUACAGCAUCAAUACCAAAAAGGAACUUCUUGAUGAGGAGCCGCGUUCGUUCUCAGAUAUUUCCAGGGAUGAUGAGCACGGCAAGAUAAAGAGGGAGUCGCUAGCCAACGGGCCUCUGUUACCCGACUUCAGUCCAUACCACAUAGAUCCAAACGGCUCCUCCCACUACAGCAAUUUUGUCAGUUACGUUCCAACCCCUAAGCCUGAAUGGAAGAGGUACAAGCAGUACACGAAGACAGACCUGAUGGACGCUAUUGAGGCUGUGAGAACUGGUAUGACUGCUCUGCAGGCGUCACGGAAGUACAAAGUCCCUUCUCGAACGCUUUACGAUAAGAUCAAGAAGAUGGGAAUCAGUACAGUGCCACGACGCCUGCCCAGUAAAAAGCCCUCCCCCUCAAGUACGGAUCUGGAUGGGACAUCCACCGACGGCCCUCCAGUCUCCCACGAAACCAUUGACAUCGCGUCCAGAGACAGAGAUUCCAAUUCAGACCACGAGAACAGGCUGAAGGUGAUUAACAGCGAUGAAGACGACCACUCAACUUCAGGGGUUCCUCCCCUGGGGGAAGAUGAAGACGACCCUCCGUCUGCAGCAUCCACCCCAGCUCUUGCAUCGUUCUCCCUCAUCGGGCGACAGAUGUACGAAAACGGCAGUGGAGGGGAGCCCUCCUCCACCCCGCUAGACCUGACGGAUACGGAAUCCAUUUUACCCAAGAGACCUGAAAUUGAGGAGCGUGCUUAAAUGUCAACGAACUGGUACUGGUGACACGUACUCGUUCCUUCCACAUUUAGGCUUCUGGAGGAGCCUCACAACGUCAUGCCAGACAGUUCUCAGGUGGGCUCCAGUCCCCCACUAGAGUCUCACAAGGCAUGACUAACGGUUGGCCCUGGGUCAACUCGCCUCUAGUGCUCAGGUUUAUUUGAUUUUUUCUUUUCUGGGGUCGGCUCAUCAUCCUCCAAUCAAGUCUCGAUAACUGGGUCAGUAGCGCUCGUACCUCGGCCCACAAAAAAGGAUGCUGACCUCCAGCAAGGGUUGUGACCUCCCUGCUCAACAGUUGAUAGUAGAUGGUACUGGGAGUUACCCAAGUAGUGACUAGAAUCCAAAGCUCUUCGCAAAUUAUUAGUCAGAGAAAGAUGGUUAUUAUUAUUAUUAUUAUUAAUUAUUAUUAUUAUUAUUAUUAAAGUAGAUAGGAACAAUUUCACUUUUAUUUAUAUCAUUCCUAAUUGUCACCACUUGUGUAGACCAUGUCACGGCAGUUUUAGACAUACCAUCUUGUUAAUGGUAGCAGGAGUGUUGUUUAUUCCUGCUGGACUUACCUCAGGGUAUUCCCGCCUUUUCAACAGCUCACACAGUGUUACACAGUUGUAAUGAAACUGAAUUGUUUGUUUGGGAAUUUUUUUAGUAAACAGAAUAAGAAAAGAUAUAUUUGUUAAAAGGGUAAAUGGUCUCUCAGUAAGCUUACAAUUCAGGUACCCAUUUAUUGUACCAAGUUCACUGUAGGCUGAAAAUCAUUGCAAACUACCACUGAGAAAUAUAAUGAUGUUGUACCUUAAUAAAGUGAGUGAGCGGGAGAUGUCCACGACUCUGACUCUUUGUCAUCUGACGAAGAAGAAGAAGAAUAAGACUUACUAAUGCAACAGAGUUCAAGUUGGAUGCGGUGGCAUUGUAGAAUAAUGCGAUUGAGAGUGGAGACUGUGUUUUGAUUUUAUAUGUGACUAUUUUUCAUAAACAACAUUCAAUUUGGGAUGAUUCCUUUUAUCUGUGUGUGUGAAUACAAAUGAAAAAAAAAUAAGUAGAUGUAUUCUUCCUCUUGUUCAUACUGUAUAUAUAACAAUCUUAAGUACCUGUGUGGUCGACUGGACUGACCACUACACCUCUCUCUCUCUCUCUCUCUCUCUCUCUCUCUCUCUCUCUCUCUCUCUCUCUCUCCUGUAGUAUGGUAAUUAAAAUUUACCUUCUGAAUGUAAACUUCACACCAUUUCCAGGACUAAGCAAAUGUAUCCAUAGUUGUAAGUUGGCAAAUCUUUUUUUGCUCUCGAUGUAUACUGAAAUACCUCACCUAAAACCAAUGACAAUUGUAUACGAUCCACACUUUGAAAGUUGAUUACGCUAGCAAAGUAUACGAUCAGAAUUAUAUAUCUAUCUAUAUAUAUAAAUAUAUGUAUAUGUUCAGAUUUACCUACUAUAUGAAUACAUAGUUGUAGUAAAUAGGAAAAAAAAAACAGAACAGGGAAAAAAAAAAAGAUUGAUGAUAAUCUGUUUUACGGUUUUGUUAUAUUUCUUGUGCGUCUGAUACAACCAAAUAGGUUUAGGAAGAAAAAAUGCGUUAAACGUUUCAUGUAUACGAUUGGAGACGGAUUAUAUUGUUAGGCUUUGCCGCCGCUCCUCCUCCUCCAACUGCCGGCCGAUCGAUCGAUCGUCGGUCGACGAUGCGACUCCUUGUGAUCAAUGAAUCGUGAUGAAUCGAUGCAAUCCUGGAUUCCAGGACUGGAACAGUGGCUGGGGAGUCCUUCGAGGAGGCACAGGAUGGUAAUCCGGUGGUUUGUUUUUAAGGACGAAGCUUAACGGAGACUUGGGAGACUAAUCAAGGACCUCUGUGAGACAUCUGUGAUUAUGGAAAUAUCUGUGCGAUGCUGACCAGACUCUUCUUCAUUAGCAACGGCGUCAGGAACAACGGUGUGUUGUUGUUGUUGUUUGUCCGUGUGUGUGUGUUUUCCCUCCUCUUCGUCGCCAGUCUCCGGGAGAAGGAGAGGAAAGGACGGACAGCAGAGAAGGACGCUUAGGUGACAGUAAAGGAACUAUAUUAGAUGACUGAAUAAGAAGAAGAAGAAGACUGUUGCCAUAUGUUUUACUUAAGUUCUGUGUAAAAAAAAUAUAUAUAUUAUGUAAUGAUAUGCAAAAUAGAAUCAGUCCCUCGUGAUCAUACUGGAUAACAUGGCUUAAAAAAAUGGAAAAUGUUCUGGAAACCGUUUGAGAGAAUGCUUUGGGUUAUGUAUUGUAUUAACCAUGUAACUUGCACAAUUCAGAGUAACACCUUAUGUAUGGCUAUAAUAAUUGUAGGAUUUAAAUGUAUACGGCUUGUGGAGACAGAACUACAUCGAGUUAGGAUUAAGGUCCCCAGUUUUAAUCCGCUGCAAUACCAUAUUAGUAGAGAAAUUACCGACCUGUAUACCUUGUAAGAUUUUUCCGUUCCGAUUCCUUCGUUUAGAGAUCCCGUGAGGAAAAGCUGAAUCGGCCCUCCCUCCCCCCAACCCCCCUCCUCCGGCGGAGGAAGGAACGCGAGGGAGGAGCAUUCUCCCAGAGUAGAAAUAAAAAUUUUUGCUAAUGCUGCGCCCACUAAAUCAAGCGUUGAAGUACCGAGAUCGAGGAAGAUGGCUUCGCAGGUAUUAAGAAGAAUGAGUCCAUUUAACGAUCAUUCGUGUCGUUUCUUUAUUAACUUUUUUAUUUUAUUUUUAUUUCUGUUUUCUUUUUUUUUAUGAAAUCUCAUCAUACCUGUCUACGAUCCGACAAAGUUCAGUUUUUGCGUAUCUCUGGUUAAGAGCGUAAGAUGAUCAGGAGACAAGAAAAUGACAACUAUUUUAAGAAAUUAAAAGACUGAAUUCCCAUGAAACGUGUAGUUUCCUUACUUGAAAUCAAGUGAAGGUACUUUACAUUUGAAAUUUUAAAAAUUACCGCAUCGUAUCGUGGAAGCGUCCACUGACAUCACCAAGGAGUUUAAACGCUCUAUAGCUACUGCGGAAUAUUACAGUACAUAGUAAGCUCAGUUCCAGAGACAGUUUUGCAAGUUAGUCGUCUCGCUCACGAAGAGUGGAAACUGGAGACAUGGAGACAGGUUGGCUGGCGUUACUGUGACAUAGGUUUAGCACUGAUCACUCUUAGUCAACGGUCAAGUCACUGGAAAUGUAGAUACUACAAUCCUCUCUUAAACUCUUGGUCCAACCUCCUCCUACUGUACUAAAUUAUUCCACUACUCUGAGCAACUUCAUUUUUUUCUCUGUCCAGUUGCGUGGAAUUUAAUUUUUUUAUAACAGGGUCUUAAUUUUAAGGUUUAUAUUUUUAAAGUAAGGUAGUCCUUCUUUGUUUUAUUUUCUUAAUGAUCAUAAUUUAUGAAAUUAUAUUUAGCACGGCCUGUCGGCGACUGACCGUGCCUCACUUCCGAAUAAAGUGAAAUGUUCAAC